Molecule: messenger RNA, 4342 nt
Organism: Ictidomys tridecemlineatus (thirteen-lined ground squirrel)
Lineage: Eukaryota; Metazoa; Chordata; Mammalia; Rodentia; Sciuridae
Gene: Kcnj9
Product: potassium inwardly rectifying channel subfamily J member 9
Biological process (GO): potassium ion import across plasma membrane; regulation of monoatomic ion transmembrane transport
Cellular component (GO): plasma membrane
Molecular function (GO): G-protein activated inward rectifier potassium channel activity
Source: RefSeq, a predicted model, not a curated record
AGAAAGGAGCAGGGGAGCCUGGGAAGUGAGGAUGACACAGAUAGCAAGUCCUAGUCGGAGCUGCCGCUACCUUUAGGAGAAACAGCAGUGUCUGCGGCUCCCAUUCUCCAAGGGGGCCCAUCGGGGUGGGGGCGGUGUCAGGGGCAUGGACGGCACCCCCCCCAGGGUCUCUGCUGCUGGCUACUCUCUUCUCCACGAGCUGAGUCCCUGGGUGACUAAGAAAGGACUUCAGACCUCUGUCUCUCCGGGCAGAUUGCAGCUCAGAGAGCUCCUCAGAGGAAGAAUUUGAAGCAAAAUCAGGCUGUCUCCAGGGGGAGAGCACCCAGGGAAAAUGGCGUGACACUAGAGCAGCAAUGAUCAUAGUUAGGCCUCCAGGGGCAUUUCCAAUGGGAAUGUCCUACUAUGGAAAUAUUCAAUCCUUGCUCGCUACAGCUUACAUUUCUUUCUCCUUGCCCCUCCAGGACCCCCGACGCCACCGAGGGGCCCCCGGCGGUCUCCAGGCUCGCUCUGUGCCUGCACUGAGGACGACGCCUGCAGCCUGUCGACGGUCGCCUGUCGCCCAGCGCUGUCAUGGCGCAAGAAAAUGCGGCCUUCUCACCGGGGCCGGAGGAGCCACCGCGGCGUCGCGGCCGCCAGCGCUACGUGGAGAAGGACGGCCGGUGCAACGUCCAGCAGGGCAACGUCCGCGAGACGUACCGCUACCUGACCGACCUGUUCACCACGCUCGUGGACCUGCAGUGGCGCCUCAGCCUCCUCUUCUUCGUGCUCGCCUACGCGCUCACCUGGCUGUUCUUCGGCGCCAUCUGGUGGCUGAUCGCCUACGGACGCGGGGACCUGGAGCACCUGGAGGACACGGCGUGGACGCCGUGCGUCAACAACCUCAAUGGUUUUGUGGCCGCCUUCCUCUUCUCCAUUGAGACCGAGACCACCAUCGGCUACGGGCACCGCGUCAUCACCGACCAGUGCCCCGAGGGCAUCGUGCUGCUGCUGCUGCAGGCCAUCCUCGGCUCCAUGGUGAACGCCUUCAUGGUGGGCUGCAUGUUCGUCAAGAUCUCACAGCCCAACAAGCGCGCCGCCACGCUCGUCUUCUCCUCUCACGCGGUGGUGUCCCUGCGCGACGGGCGCCUCUGCCUCAUGUUCCGCGUGGGCGACCUGCGCUCCUCGCACAUUGUGGAGGCGUCCAUCCGCGCCAAGCUCAUCCGCUCGCGCCAGACGCUGGAGGGCGAGUUCAUCCCGCUGCACCAGACCGAUCUCAGCGUGGGCUUCGAUACCGGUGACGAUCGCCUCUUCCUGGUCUCCCCUCUUGUCAUCAGCCAUGAGAUCGAUGCUGCCAGCCCCUUCUGGGAGGCGUCGCGACGUGCUAUGGAGAGAGACGACUUCGAGAUCGUGGUCAUCCUAGAGGGCAUGGUGGAAGCAACGGGAAUGACAUGCCAAGCUCGGAGCUCCUACCUGGUGGAUGAGGUGUUAUGGGGCCACCGCUUCACAUCAGUGCUGACCCUGGAGGAUGGCUUCUACGAGGUGGACUAUGCCAGCUUCCACCAGACUUUUGAAGUGCCCACGCCCUCAUGCAGUGCCCGGGAGCUGGCAGAGGCUGCAGCCCGCCUUGACGCCCAUCUCUACUGGUCUAUCCCCAGUCGGCUGGAUGAGAGGGUGGAGGAGGAGGGGGCAGUGGAAGGGGCAGGUGGGGAAGCUGACGCUGACAAGGAACAGAAUGGCUGCCUUCCACCCCCAGAGAGUGAGUCUAAGGUGUGACCAGUUUCCUCCAAACCCCUGUAGCAGACCAGGGGCCAGACACAGGUACAUAGGGAGCUGGGUGUUGGAGGUGGAAGAGGAGCCAGGUGAGGUCCCAGAGAAGGUGCUAAAGUUAGAGAGGUUCCUUGAGAACCUUGAGUCCAGAAUACAAGGGAAGGGAAGUUCCUUGAUUUGAGGAGAAUGGAAGAUGGGGAUGGGCAAACACACCAUCUCUCUGUGUUUGACCUUCGCCAUCUGUUCAUGGGUGGAUAGAUGGGCAGAAGGAUGGUAUUAUGGGGGUUAGAUGGGAAGAUGGUGACAAAAAGGCAACUGAUGGACAGGUAAAUGAACCAAUCAGUUGGUACCAUUUAUCUGGACAGCUGGUGCACUCAGGGCUGUAGCUACCAUAGCACACCUUUGUGCAAAUUCUAAAAAGGCAUCUUUUUCCUCCAGACACAUGCAGCCCCAAACCAGGAUGCUUGGCUUGAGGAACAGUGUGAGAUGGAAUGCAGUCCCCACUCACCUCCUCGGCAUCCUCUCUGUGUGUGACACACCUAUCUCAAAUGAAUGGAGUAGCCCAAGCCGAACCAGAGGAGAGAAAGCCAGACAGGUGCAGGCACAGAUGAGGACCACCCCCCAGCUCCACCCUCCCACUGGACAGACUCAGGAGGAGGUAACUUGCUGUGAGAGCUCAGCAAAUUUCAAUGGCCUUGGUACUCAGGUGUAGGACAACAGGCAGUGAGGACAGAUGCUGGAGCUGGGGCUCUGGAGCAGGUCCUGGGAGGGGGGAUCCAGGGGUGGCUAUUUUCUGACAAGAGAUAAGAUUUUGCGGGUACUACUGCAGAGGUAGGAUGGGAGAGAUUCAGAAGCAAAGGGCCAGGGGAGAGAUCUAGAAAGUGUUGUCCUGGAGAGAGAUGGUGGUUCUAGGGGAAGCAGAGUUUGUCCUUGAGGCAGUUAGGCAGAUUGUCCAAAUCACUGAUUGAGUGCUAGAUGCGGUAGACCUUCAAAGAUCUCAUUCCUAUAGCCAGAACACAGGACACAUGGAACGAGCACACAUACAGCUAUGGCAACCAAACCAGGUACCGUUGGCACAGAGAACCUAUGCUGUCUCUUGGAGCAGGGAGUGGGCGGCGUCUGGUGAUCAGAUAGUAGGAAUUGGGUCAGGCAGAGAGAAUGAUGAAAGGCCAAAGUUGUACAACUUUUCUGGGCAUUAGAAUCACCUGGCGGGCUUGUUAAAACGCAUAGUGAUGGGCCCCACUCCCAGAUUUCUGACUCAAUAGGUCUGGGGUGGAAACCAAAAAUGUGCAUGUCUAACAAGUUUCCAAGUCAUGCUGAUGCUGCUGGACUGGGAACCACACUUUAAGGGGUCAAAUAACCUGGGGAGUAGCUGAAAAGAAACUGAGACUCCUGGGGGAGCCGAGAAAUGUGAGAGGUAGAGUUUUGUGUAUGGGAAAAGAGACCCAAGCCCAGGCUAACGGGUUUAAUUUUGGGACUAGGGAUUCAGUGGGAACUGGUCAAUGACAAACUGAGGUGGUGUUUGGUAAGACAAAUGGGCAAGACACAUCGGACAAAGUAGUUGGAAGGAAGGCCUCUUGGAGACCCCUAAAGAGGUAAUGGGGAACUGAAGCAGAAAGGGCUUCAAAGGCAAAGGACCAAAUCCCUUGUAGAAUUGAAAAGGCAGAAGUGAACAUGGGAGGAAACGAGAGUCCAAACAUCUGGGUGUGUUGACUGCCUGCUGUCAGGCCCCCCGGAACAGGAAUCCCUGGAGAUGCACAGUCUCACCCCAGUCAUCCCAGGAUGGCAAGGGGAGAGCAAUGACAAGUUGAAAAAAAGGCAGAAGGUUGGUUGAGAGAACCUGAGGUUGGCUUCCUGGAGAAAAGUACCGCCCAGGCGAGCACACCCUGAAGGGACCUACCAGGACCUUCGUCUCCCAGCCUGACUGCUCCCCACUCACGUCUCUGAAUAACAAGUCUCAGCCCCUUGAGGGGAGGCAGACACCCUAGUCUGUUCCAUCUCAGGCUGGGAAGCCAGGAUCCCAGUGGCACUGCACCUUCCAGAGGCAAGAAGGAAGACCUAAGCCCCAUGCCUUCCCUUCAGUCUAGGCAUGGGUGUCUGCCUUGGGUCCCAGGGCCACCUGGGUCACCUUCAGUCAGAGACAAGGUCCUAGAAUGCUGAUGACAGCUAUUCUCCCAAGAAUAGAUAUUGGGGUAGGGGAUGGGGAGCACUCUGGGUUUAAUUCAGUGGAACAGGUGAAGUCUCUAGUGGGGGUCUUCUUGGUCCACACACACACACACAGCACUGAAACCACUGUAAUUGAACAGAAAGAGAAACUGAGGCUAAAACAGAUCCCUCCUUCUCCUGGAAAUCACCAAGUUGUGGCCACACCUGUCCUCACCACUGUCACCACUCAGGACACCACUGUACAGUGCAAAGAGUCAGGAGACCUGGGUUUUAGUGCCGACACCGUCACUGACUCGCUCUACGACUUGUUCACAUCCCAGAGGAGUGAUGCUCAUCAAGUUUCAUCACUUCUCUGGGCCUCAGUUUCCUCAUCUGUAAAAAACGACACUUAGCAAACCAGCUAUGCUCAAUAAAUGUUAAAUAAUUAAAA